This is a messenger RNA of Paramuricea clavata, 8541 nucleotides long. The record is from the annotation of a GenBank genome assembly. Lineage: Eukaryota; Metazoa; Cnidaria; Anthozoa; Malacalcyonacea; Plexauridae.
CAUUUUUUAAACAUGGCGUCGGACAGAGGAGCGUUUGAAAAAGAGGUGAAUGUUUUAAAGUGUUUUUCUUGUAGAAUCUAAUACCUACCGUUGUAUUAUAGAGAAUUAAAUAAUAUGAGUGAUUGCAAAUGAAAAUAAUGGCUAGGUGUCCAAAUUUGAGGUCAAACGAGGAUAAGACUUUGACACCUGACAGUGUAUAUAUAAAAUAAGAUAUAAACUGCAAAAAAGUUCCUAGUGUCCCUGUACUAUGUCCUUUGUCUAAUGCAGUAUAGGUGAAUAUUUUUACCAUAUCCAAUAUUUUUACCAUAUCAUUCAAUACAGUGUGCACAUUCUCCAUUAAAAUAUACUUUAAAAUACUGAAUAAGAAGCCGUCCAAUUGUCCAAAUACACAUCACAUGUUUGCGGUAUGGUAUUAAACUGUAAAGUACCCUUGCUUGCCCAAACUAGUUUUUGCCUGGAGGCUAAACACAAUUUAAUCACAAUUAUGUAUAUUUCAGGUUAGGCAUGGUGCUGCUGGGGGAUAUACGUCUGAAUUCAGUGAAGCUGAUGAAAAUGAGAGAAAGAGGUAAGGGGCCGUCAACAAAUAGAUUUCGUCCACCGAUCACAGUUCCACGAUGGGGGAGGGGGUUAGCCUUGAAUCCACAAGUACAAAAUAAUCAGGACAAAAAAUUGUUGGAUUGGUCAGUGAUGGGGGGGGGGGUUGAAGCAAUCUUGGAACAAAUCCACAAUUGGUACGUGUACAGAAUCUAUUUGUUGACGGCCCCUAAUAUGUCAACAAACGUGGAGCAAUUGCCACUAGACUGAAUACGAUAAAUUAUUUGGUUCUUUGUAUGUUUAUAUAAUACGCCAACAAUAUAAUUGUUUUGGUUUCUAGAAAACACCGCAUAUAUGCUUAUUUAUAGUUGUAAAGCUUCAAUGAUCCCCAGGAAGAUCCAUGCUUGCAGAUUAAAAGCUUUACAAUAAUAUGAAUAUGUGGUGUGGUCCACAAACCAAAAAUACUAGUGAACAUUUAAAAAUAUUGAAAAGUGAGAGUAGAAAUUUGCAUCCACACUCCUAGCACACCCACACCCCCGGUUCAUAUCAUCAGUGCUCUGAACCUUGUUAACAUUAUUAAGAUUCCUCAUUGGUCACACCAGAGGUGCAGAGCAUCAUGAGAAGGAUGCUCAGUAGCGAAGGUGACCACUGUAGUUUUAUUUAAUUUCUGCAGAACAUGGAGAGAUGAUCAAUUAUCAGGUGUUGACAGACGACCCAACAGAACAUUUGGGUUGCCUUCAAAACAGAUAAUAUCACAAGAAUAUGACAGGUAUAGUUUUUUUGUAGCCUGCUCCCCCUCCAAGCAUCAGGGCAAAAAUGUUUUUAUACUGAUAGAAAUAUAUAUAGGGCUUGACUCACUCCAUUUUUUGCACAAUUUCACCAAAUUUUGAGGCCAUGCAGGACUCUGUCUGGAUGAACCUCCAUUAUUGGCAAAAAGAUAGUUAUCUGAUGAAUUGUCUACAUUUAAAAACAUGUGUUGCCAUGUUAAUUCUGAACAAACCUACUGAUAGAAUAUAUACUAUAAUUAUUAAUUACUGUACAUUGUCUAUGUUUCUUUAGAGAGGAAGCAAAGAAUCACAGAUUUCAUCUUCUUUCACUGGAUGCCGUAUCCUCUGUAGGACAUGUCUUUAAAGUACUCUUCCACUGUCCCAUACAGUACCGUUAAACUAUUCCUAAUCCUUGCAAUUCCAAUCUUAACUUAACCUGGCUUUCGUUUUAUCCCUAAUCCUAAUCUUGUUCUAUUGAUACCUAGCUUAGCUGCAAGUAACAAUGAUUGGCACAUUACUUGCAUACUAAAUACUCAAAGACACAUUUUAUACUUCUGCAUUAAAUAUGACCUUGACUUUAUUCAGUAUUCUCGACACAAGUUAUAUAUCAAUAACUACCUAAAAUAUUAUGGUGGAUCAAUGGAAGAUUUUAAAAGAGACAGGUAUAAAAAUGAAUUGGUGGUAAAUUAAUGGCUGUAUGUACAGUAGGUGCUUUAUGUAUACACUUUUUUCUUGUAUAUGUACUGUAUAUAUCAGAAAGUCAUAAGCUAUAUUUCCAACAGAUUUGUAACAUUUAAAAAGUCUCUUUUUUUCAUCCCACUUAGCUACAUUUUAAAUUUUUAAUACUUUGUUUUUUGGAUAAAAUUUGGAUAAGUAAUUUACAAACAUUUCUAUUUUAUUCUUUAAUUUAUCUUUUCAGUUCACGAGACAAGACAGAUUACGAUGUUCUUCGUGAACAGCACAGGUAUACAAAGAAAUAACAAACUUCAAGUUGGAUCGAUCAUGCAUUUCAACAUUUUUACCCUGGUGAAGAUCCAUAUUUGGUACACAAAAACAAAUGAAAAAUAAUCCAUAUUCACAAUAUUGUGAUUAGGACUAUCAUAUUGAAAUUCUUUUAUAGAUUUAUUUGGUCUGAUGAGGACGAUGUCGACAGUUCAUGGUACCGAAAUAGUUGUUGUAAAACAAUAUAAUAUAAUAUAAUUUAUACAGCACUCUGCAGUGAAUCUCCAUAUAACAGAUAGUUUGGUAGCGGAUCUUGCUGUUCGUUGUUGGGCUUGGCGGUUUGCUAGAUUUUUGAGUAUAUGUGUGUUGGUGGUUUGCAUUCAAUCCCUGGAGAUUUAUACAUUCUACAGACUGUCUGUUCAUAGAAGUUCCAGUAUGACCUGCUACUCAUCUACUGACCACUAUAAUCUUUUUUCAGGGAAAAACGGCUUGCGAAGAAGUAUUACGAUAAACUUUUCAAGGAGUAUUGCAUUUCUGAUUUAAGUCGAUAUAAAGAAAAUAAGGUAUAAUACUAAUCUAAUUUAAAUGAGUAAAUACAUCGUUCAACUGCAGUUGCUAGUGAGAGAAAGUAGUCGUAUUUAGUAUGUAAAAAUACUGUUGAACCUCUCCUUACACACAACACCAUAAUCUCCAAUAUGGUUACCCCUCUACAGUAUGGAUACCCCUCUUAUAUGGAUACUCUUUUAAUGCAAACUGUGAUCUCCACAAACCUUUUCGAACACACAUAUUUAGGUGGCUCUGAGGUGGAGAGUUGAGAAAGAGGUCGUUUCUGGGAAAGGUUUGUAUCACAUCAUAUUCAAAAUAGUCGAAUUGAAAUUUCUUCAAUAAUUAUAUGAUUGUGUGAAGUAGCUUUAGGUUAGGUAGGCUUCGCUUCUCUGGUUUUACUGAGAAAAAUUAUAGUGAGUGACAAGUUCCGAAAACAAUCGUAUAAAUUAAAAUUAUAUGAUUCGAACUUGGCUUCGCCUCGGGAAACAUCAACGGUUUGGGGAUCACAAAACAUACUAUUUUCCUUCCUGCCAGUAAAUAUAAAGUGUUAAAUGUUUUCUAAACGUUUAUGUAACAAUUUGUGUAAAUUACUGCGGCUAGUUGUACGAGAACUGGAGAACGCUAUCCAUCAGGUAGUGAUUUUUUAAAAGCUUUAAUUCUAAAAUUAUCCGUUGAUUAACCUAGUGUUUCUUUUUAUUAACCUUAAUUGCGAUGUGCAUAUCGGUAGUUUUAUAGCUUUUUAAAUAUUUUAGCAACGGUUGAAAAAUCACUUUCUGGUGAAUAUCGCUGUCCGGCCCUUCGUAUACAAUUAGCCCUAGGUUUUUUUAUUUGGUAUGUUUCCUUUAUGUUUGGCAGGGCAGUUUAUUUGUGGUAAUAAAACAUGCGACGUUACUGCUGAUCUUCAAAGCUGGGAAGUAAGUAAUAUGAAACGAAAUUAGCUGUGCCAGCUUGGUAUGAUUUUGAUUUUUGUGCCAUGUUUUUAAUAAUUCAAUUCCUUUCUAAUGUUAUUUGUACUUUUUUCAGGUGAAUUUUGCGUAUCGUGAACAUGGCGAGAAAAAGAACACAUUAGUGAAAUUACGUAGGUAUUUUAAUAUAGCUACGUUACAGCAAAUGUGUAAUCAUAUAGGUUCAAUUUUUCUAGAAAAUGUUAAUAUAUCGAGAGUUUUUCAUGCAUUGUCUGCCUCAUCCCAGGCGCCUAAGUUUGCCACACCACUGUACCACGCUCGCGUAUAGAACUUGCAUGCCACCACAUAAUUUUGAGUACACACGUAAAGUCUAGUUUCCACUCAGGAAAAUUAUCCGUGGAUUGAAACAGACAAGAAAAAUUUUCGUUGUCUUGUGAGCUCUGUGUUGGAACUAAUGACUUUAACACAAAGAAAAAUUUUCUUGUCCGUUCCAAUGCACGGAUAAUUUUCCUGAGUGGAAACUAGACUUAAAGGGGCAAUGUCACCGAUUUUUGAGCAAUUCUAACCCUUGCAAAUUUUGCCCAAAACUGAAAAAGAAUGAGUGCAAGCACAAAAUAAAGCAAUAACAGACACAAAAAACAUGUACAGAAGUCUGGAUGGGCAAGAUUACGCUAGGAUUGAGAUGGAUUGUAAAUGGCAUCUUGAUUAAUUGUUGGCAGACACUUUUUCAAGUUUUAGUCAAUUUUUAUGAAAAUGUCGUGUUACAUGUUGCGUGUACGUUCAAAGUUGUUUAAUAUGACUCGUAUAUCAUAACUUAAUCCAUUUACAAUGUUUAGUUUUAACUUUGUAGUUCAGUUUUUGAAUAAAAGGCAUUUUAGGUCAAAAAUCGGUGACAUUUCCCCUUUAAGUUUGCGGAAGUUGUUUCAGAUCUGCAAACAAGUUGUAACAAAGUCUGCAAGAGGUUGACAACAAUCAAGCCGAUAUCAGGAUGUGUUCGCACUGCUUUUUCCCAGUUGUUGUGACAAGUCUGGAACAAGUUGAAGAGGUUGACAACAAUCAAGCCGAUAUCAGGAUGUGUUCGCACUGCUUUUUCCCAGUUGUUGUGACAAGUCUGAAACAAGUUGUAACAAAGUCUGCAAGAGGUUGACAACAAUCAAGUCGAUAUCAGGAUGUGUUCAUACUGCUUUUUCCCAGUUGUUGUGACAAGUCUGAAACAAGUUGUAACAAGGUCUGCAAGAGGUUGACAACAAUCAAGUCGAUAUCAGGAUGUGUUCAUACUGCUUUUUCCCAGUUGUUGUGACAAGUCUGAAACAACUUGUAACAAGGUCUGCAAGAGGUUGACAACAAUCAAGUCGAUAUCAGGAUGUGUUCAUACUGCUUUUUCCCAGUUGUUGUGACAAGUCUGAAACAACUUGUAACAAGGUCUGCAAGAGGUUGACAACAAUCAAGUCGAUAUCAGGAUGUGUUCAUACUGCUUUUUCCCAGUUGUUGUGACAAGUCUGAAACAACUUGUAACAAGGUCUGCAAGAGGUUGACAACAAUCAAGUCGAUAUCAGGAUGUGUUCAUACUGCUUUUUCCCAGUUGUUGUGACAAGUCUGAAACAACUUGUAACAAGGUCUGCAAGAGGUUGACAACAAUCAAGCCGAUAUCAGGAUGUGUUCGUACUGCUUUUUCCCAGUUGUUGUGACAAGUCUGGAACAAGUUGUUAUCACCUUGUUACAAGGUUGAUGGCAGUAACAGGCUUGCAACAAGUUGUUCCAACAACACUGAUAGAAGCUGUUUGUCACAAGUUGCUACGAGCUUGUUGUCAUCAACUUGUUAACAAUUUGUUACGUGCAGACUUGUUACAUGUUGCUGGAAUAACCUUUUUAUCAUUAAUUGUAUUUCAGGGCUGUGUCCGGAUUGCUCGUUGAAACUAAACUAUCAUCACAAGUAAGUUAGAAAAUUGAUCAAUAUCUUUUUCCAUAAGCAUAGGGCAGUUCCCCGACCUAUCUCUUACCCUCGACUUAUAGUAGCAGCCAGCAGGCUUAACGUAGCGAUAAGAGACAGCAUGGUAACCACAUCUGUCAUCCGUGCUCCCCUUAAAGUAAUAUUUUUGAAAUCUUAGAAAGAAAGCUGUAAAAAGAAAGUCUCAUAAAGAAAAGAAACAUAAGAAGUCAAAACGAAGGAGGAAAUCUGACGAGGAAAGUGAAGAUUCUGAUUCAAACAGCGGCCAAUCUUCCAAGACAAGUACACUGCUCGUUAUGUACUUUAUAAAACGAUAAUUCGGGCUGUCUUACACCAGAGACGAUUUUUGCAACUUGUAACGCAAGAUUAUUGUUAUGAUAAUCAUUAUGAUUGAUUGUCGAUGGGCACGGUCACCCCCCCCCAACCACAUCUGGUUAAGUCGGAUUAAAUUAGUAUAAUGAUGUUAGUUAGGAUUAGGAUCUGAAUUAGGUUUGUAAGGAUUAGGAAUAGUUUAAGGUAAGAAAUCUCAGUAUUUAAACUGUUGUUCAUACAUAAUUCACCCUCUACAUUUCUGUUGGAAGAGAGCAAAGAGAGACAAGGCGAUGAGAAAAUUGCCACAUCGAAGGAGUCAGUCUCUGCUACUGAUGUUUGGGAAAAACCUGUGACAACUGCUGUUGAAAAAACAAGGUAAAGUGACAUAAACUGACAGAUUAUUUAAUUAAUGAAUUAGUAAAAUUAAAAUAUAUUUACGGCUAUCACUCAAUAUCACUCCAAAGCAAAUUCAGGGAAGAAAUUUACUACUCUCCUGCUUCAUACAAAAUGCAAGGUUUGAAUUUGAAUGUCCUGGUGUGGGAUUUGGUUUAUGAUUACUGUAGGAAUACACCUUGCGGGGCACAUGGGGAAUGUUUCACAGGAUUAUUUAGAAUACAUAAACCAAAAUCGUAUAUAGAUACAUGUCUCACGGUUUAUGAUUUAGGGUCAGCGGUUAGGGUCAGGAUUAGGAUGAGCAUUCAUAAGGAGCGAGACAUGAAUCUAUAACACAAAACCUUCAUUCUUGUUUCACCACAACCUGUUUCGGUUUGACUUUAUUUGCACAUCUUGCAUUUCAAUACAUACGUAUUGUCACGUUGAAACACUUCUUAUCUAAAUAUAUUAAAACUGGCAAAUGUUCUGCCCGUGUAUACACUACAAGUCUAGGCCUACCUCGGUUACUUGACUAGUUUAGUCAGUCAGCGUGUUAUUUUCUCAAAGAAAAGCUAUUAUUUAUUGUAUGGUCAAUGGUGUUUUACUGGAAACUAAAACACUCGUAGAACUCAUACGUCACUACAUCCGCGGUAAAGACAUUCUUAAGAACUCUUGAGAGGUUUUGAAAGGAUAUUUUUCUGGAAUUAUGUCUAAACACUUAGCUAUUUUUAUUAUACAUCAUCUGGCUGUAAAUAUUUAUUUUAAAGAGUAAUGUGAUAUCUGCACAAAAAUUGUGAAAUGAACCAAAUUUUAGUGGACCACUAGUGCUUGUAAUUAAUUUUUAUGUUCGUUAUUCAUUUGUAUGGGGAUUACAUCAUGUGACCCAAUGUUUGGCAUUUGAUUUGAUGGAUAUAGCUUAUUAAUUAUUCAUGAUUUUACAAAGAACGUCUGAAACUGAUUAUAAAUACAAGCUGUAUAUUUCUUUAUCCAGAGAAGAGGAAUUUGAUGAUUACUUUGAUGAAAUGUUUUUAUGACAUUCAAUAUGAGACGAAAUGAAAUGAGAUGUGAAGAUCAUGCCGAAAUUGUGAGUAUUGUCGUAUUUACUCUGUUGUGUAAAUGUAAGAAGAAAUGCAAUAAAGUUUUGAUGUUUUUCAUUAGGUGCAACAGGCAAAGUUGGCCUCAUGUGAUUGGAUGAAAUUGAGCAGCAAGUGACAGCUGAAAGACAAACUAUGUUGCAAUUUAUCCAAUCUUGUGACAUCAUAGGGGUCGUGGCUUCGACAUUCAUUCCAACUCAAGACAUGCAUGUGAAAAGAGUCGGUCAAUGUUCUGUUGAAAUGUUCUAAUAUUAAUUUUAUCAUGGCACAAAUCAAAUACCCGUGGUAUUUUUGAGUAAACGAAGGUCAAAGACUUUUAUUUUGUGUAUUUUCCACAAUUGAGAAACGAUUGCGAGAUGAAGGAGUAGAUAAACAAUUAAUAUUCAAAAUUAUUUAAUAUUACCUUGAAACAUGCAAACAGUCCCAUUUAAUUCUGUACUGAUACAAACAGUAGUAGAACACACAUGUUUGCUAGUCAUACCAUGCAAUUCCGGUGCCAUCAUUCCUAUCUGCUCCAAAGUACAGACCACCCCACCGCCUUUGAACUGCAUGGCAUAAUUAUCGCCAUUCCAUGCAUGCAUCGUUGUUAUCCAUGGUCGAGAACUGUAUCUGAUUGUCAUGAACAAAAAGGGAUUACCUGCACGUUACCUUUAAGAAAGGAAUGAACAAAACUCCGAGAUAAGUAUAAAAUUUUAGAACACUACACAGGUACUGUUUUGAAAUUUUAUACUUACCUCGGAGUUUUCAGUAUAAUAAUUUAGUGUUUUCUAUUUUAUCACCAGUGGUGGGUUGUACGAAAGCUGGAUAGUGCUAUCCACCGGAUAGUGAUUUUUUCAAUCUUUGUUAAAUCAGUCGUUGAUUCGUACAGUAUACAGUAACUCAUAUUAAAGUUUAGUAUUUAUAAGUUAAAAGUGUUUAUAAAACUUGUGGGUUUCAUAUCCGUAGUUUCGCAGAUUUAAAAAAAUCACUAUAAAAAUAAUUGAAUCAAGGCUGCCCAUGUGUGUAUAAUAGCACGUUCCACUAGUUCUGGAACUAAAUAAUCUACGAAACACUACAUAUAGCUUAUAAUCUGCAUGAUCGGUACAAUUUUGGGGUUAUUUUGCCAUCGAAAUCUGCAAGCU